Molecule: messenger RNA, 1047 nt
Organism: Pichia kudriavzevii
Lineage: Eukaryota; Fungi; Ascomycota; Pichiomycetes; Pichiales; Pichiaceae
Exons: 1
Coding region: 1-1047 (348 amino acids)
Biological process (GO): ribosomal large subunit biogenesis; rRNA processing
Cellular component (GO): nucleolus; nuclear periphery; preribosome, large subunit precursor
Source: RefSeq, a predicted model, not a curated record
AUGGCAAAGGGGAAAGGGAAGAGUUACAAGAAGGAAUCCGCCAAGGCUGUGAAGGAUACUCCUACUGGAAAGAAAGAAAAGGCUCUCAAGAAGAAGGUUGAAGAAUCUAAUAUUGAAGACGAAAAGAAACAACAAGAAUCAGAGUCUUCUGGAGCUGAGCAAGAAGAAGAGUCCGAUAAUGAUUCCGAAAGCGACUCCGAUGAUGAGGAGCAUCUUGAUUUGAAUGCGCUCAAUGAAAGUGAAGGUGAUGAUGAUGAUGAGGAAGAUCUCUUGGAGGAGACCGGAAAAGAAGAAGAGGAAAAGGACGAAGAAGAAGAAGAAGAAGAAGAAGAAAAUGAAGAAGAAAAUGAAGAAGACGAUGUUCCACUCUCGGAAGCUGAAUUUGAUUCAGAUGCAGAUGUUGUUCCUCAUACCAAAUUGACCGUUAAUAAUAAGAUUGCACUCAAAAAUGCACUUGAAAGAAUACAAAUAAAUUGGAGCAAAUAUCAAUUCGAUGAAAGCCAAUCGAUAACAUAUCAUGCCAAAGUUGAAUCUGAGAUUAAAGACAUCUAUGACGAUACGGAAAGAGAAUUGGCGUUUUUCAAGCAAGGUUUAGAUGCGGCAACCGAAGGACGUAAGAAGCUUUUGGCAUUAAAGAUUCCAUUCUCAAGACCUUCCGAUUAUUUUGCUGAAAUGGUAAAAUCCGAUGAUCAUAUGGACAAAUUAAAGGCGAAGUUGGUUGCCGAAGCCACAGAAAAGAAGGCUAGGGAGGAAGCAAGAAGACAGAGGCAAUUAAAGAAGUUUGGUAAACAAGUUCAACAUGAGACCUUGCAACAAAGACAAAAGGAAAAGAGAGAAGCAUUGGACAAGAUCAAAUCCAUGAAGAAAAAGAGAAAGAACAACGAGAUGUCGGGAGCAGAUGAUGGCUUUGAUAUUGCGGUCGAAGAAGCUUCUAAAGUUGGUUCUGAGAAGCAGCGUGUAAAGAAACAAAAGAUUCGUCAAAAUGUUUCUCAAAACCGUAAUAAUUCAAGACCUGGUAAAAACAGAAGAAGAAACAAGAGAAAAUGA